AAUUAUACAUUUAUCUGGAAUUAUUAUCUAAUCACUUGUAUUUUUUGAUCAUAUGUCAAUAUAUUCCAUUCACUCAUUUGCAGUAGCAUUUCCAUACAUUUGAGACUAACUUCAAUUUUUAUCAUAAAAAUAUUGUAAUAAAACAGAAACUGAUAAUCGUUUCCUUGGAAUUAUGUGGCCAUAGGAAAUAUUCUUGUGAUAAAAUUGUGUCAGGCCUCGUGUUUUUUCCGUUAAGAAAGACUCACACUCACACAAUCGCAAAUCUUUUCAUAUUUUGUUGUCAUAUCCGCUCGUUGAUUCAUUCAUGGUAUCUACAACGAAUUGGAGUCAUGGCCUCCAGGGAGCACGUGUUGAUAAUAAAAUUACAUCGGAUGAGAGUGAUUCUCUAACGGAAGCUAUUUCUGUUCUUGAAAAUAAAGUAGAAGCCCUGAAUAUCGAACAAAGCUUCGGAAAUGAUGCGUUGAGCAGCCUUGAGGAACUCAGUCUAGAAUUCGAUGAGCUCACGAGGAAAUUCCAUACACUGAAGGAAGUACAGAAACCCGUUGGAAAAAAUCAUCAUGAGAAGAGGAAAAUAAAAUUGUUGCAUAAAUUCAGUCAAACAGACGACUAUUCGAUUCUCGAGAUAGCAGAGGCAAAAUCCAGUAUUGCACACUGCAUCUUGCAACUUCUUUCAAUCAAUCAUCUGCUUGAUGGAAAUGAGAGUCAAUCUGUUGUUAUAAAAAAAUUAUUGACUCACCAAUGUUUUGAGAAUUCGGAAGAUAAUUUCAUUAUUCAGAGUUUAUCAGUGGGUCCAGUGUAUUUUGAAGUCAAAUCACAGGGUAUUUAUGAUGAACAAGAAAUCCAAACGGAUUCAUCAACUAAAACCAAUGCGAUAGAACAAGGUCGGAGCAAUUCCAAGAAGAAGUUGUGCAAUUGGCUUUGUUGCUCCAGGAAAUCGAAAAAAAGGAGAAAGAAGAAAACAACUAAGAAAUGAGAAGAACAUUCUAAGACAGUACUAAAUAAAUCGAUUAUCUUUGUAAUGGGCCCUCUUCCGAAGGUUUGUGCGAAAUAAAAAUUAAAACUAAUAAUACAA
Messenger RNA from Diachasmimorpha longicaudata, 1072 nucleotides. RefSeq lists its product as uncharacterized. Lineage: Eukaryota; Metazoa; Arthropoda; Insecta; Hymenoptera; Braconidae. The coding region runs from base 305 to 973 and encodes 222 amino acids. The transcript has 5 exons. The record is from RefSeq and is a predicted model, not a curated record.